GUAGAACUCACGUCUCUUCCUCGUAUAGUAACGCUGGUUACUUUAUCAUCCUCUUCUAAUGUAACCCUAGUCGAAGGUAUAUAUACCUUCCCCAAUUCCCAUCGAAAGCUAUGGCAUUUCAUUAAUUUCAUUACGUAUCCUGCUAUUUUUAUUUUCGAUUUUUCCAAAGCUGUUAGGAAAAUACCAAAAGAAAAAAAUUUAAAGAUUUUAUUUUAAAAGAAAACCAACCCUAAAAAUUCCAAAAAAAUUGAGUCUUUUCAUGAAUCAUAAUUUCUUUUUGUUUGGUUCCUUUGAAAAUCUGAAAUGCGACGAAGCGAACGUUUCGUUUAUGAAUCAAGCAAUGAAAAGUUGAAGGAAAAGAAGAAGUGCAAGAAGAUAUUUUAAUCCAAGUGAGAAAGAGAAAAGAAAAGGGAAAGAAGCUUAGAGUAAUGGCGGGAGAGCAGAGAAGAUUCGAGAUUGGUUACGCGCUUUUACCGAAGAAAGAGAACAGUUUCAUUCGAGAAUCGUUGGUGAAUCUGGCGAAAUCUCGAGGAAUCGAUCUGGUUAAGAUCGAUAGGGAACGUCCUUUAGUCGAUCAAGGACCAUUCGAUUGCGUGUUGCACAAGUUGUACGGUGAGGAUUGGAAGAGCCAGCUCGAAGAUUUCCGUUCUAAAAACCCUAAUGCUGUAAUUAUCGAUUCUCCUGACUCAAUCGAACGGCUUCACAACAGGAUUUCGAUGCUCCAGGUGGUGUCCGAACUCAAGAUCGAGAAUCAAACCGAAACCUUUGGGAUCCCUAAACAGAUUGUGAUUUACGAUCAAGAAACCCUAUUUGAUAACCAUGCUUGGGAAUUGCUUAAGUUUCCAGUGAUUGCUAAGCCCUUGGUGGCUGAUGGAAGCGCCAAAUCACACAAAAUGGCUCUGGUUUUUAACCACGAUGGGUUGAACAAGCUUAGGCCCCCCAUUGUUUUGCAGGAAUUUGUUAAUCAUGGAGGGGUUAUUUUUAAGGUUUACGUGGUUGGGGAAUAUGUGAAAUGUGUUAAAAGGAAGUCAUUACCAGAUGUUUCAGAGGAAAAAUUAAAGAGUUUAGAAGGGUCUCUACCGUUUUCUCAAGUUUCCAAUUUGGCUACUCAUGAGAAAAGUGAUGAUAAGUACUAUAAGAUGAUGCAUUUGGAGGAUACUGAAUUGCCGCCACAUAAUUUCAUGGCGGAUAUUGCUGAGGGUUUGAGAAGGGCAAUGAAAUUGAAUUUGUUUAAUUUUGAUGUGAUAAGAGAUACCCGAUUUGUAAACCGUUAUCUUAUUAUUGACAUUAACUAUUUUCCGGGUUAUGCAAAAAUGCCGGGGUAUGAAACAGUUUUGACUGAUUUCUUUUGGGAUAUAGUGAAUAGGAAAGAAGGGGAGGUGGUAGCGGAGAAGGCUUUGGUUGAGGAGUGUAGCCAGGAGAAAAUAGCAGGACUGAUGGAAGGCAGGUGCUUAGUUGUGAGGAAGAAGUAAGGAAAAUUGUGACCAAUUCUUGCUGUAGUGAUGGGGAAGAGAAGGAGAACUCUAUUCAAGUUGACCGAAAAUUUGUAGGGAAUUUGAUAAAAAGGUAUAGGUUGGUUCGUUUUUCGUAGUUGGUCGUUUUGGAGGGUCGCUGCAAUUGUACAAGGAUUGGGACCCUGGUGCUGGCUUACGAAGGCAAAGUCAGUUGCACAUUUUCCAUUUUUAGACAUCAUUUAGUACAGGGGUGAAAUAAGUAGGUUGGCUACUUUGAGUUUAGUUGUAGCCUCUUGACAACGAUUACAUGGUGUUCAGUGUUAAUCAUGUAUUUUCUGUCCACUGUUGCUCUGGAGAUAGGUACUUCUCAAAAGACUUUAACGUUUUAGGAAAUUUAAGUUGUACUUUGAGGCUUUCAAGUGUUCUAUUUUUUGCUUAGUAAUUGUUUUAGUUUUUCAUCUUGACAAGUUUAAUCAGUGGAUUUUGCUGUAUUUUCAAUAAUACUUUCAUUUUAAUUUUCUUGUUUUUGCCAAUGAUAGUUUCAUUUUAAUUUUUCUUGCCUUUUAUGUGCAUUGAUUAAAUUGAUGUGCUUCUUUAAAUGCUUAUCAGAUUUAGGUUUGAAGAAUUGAUUGCUAUGGCUCCAUUAGGGUUUUGUUAUUUGAAAUAAUGAAGUUGGUAGUCCGUCUAGUUCCUGCCAAAAAUGAUUAUAAGAAUGAUGCUAUGGUAUUUCCCUUUUGAGUUUAGAUACCUAGGUUACUAACUUGAUGUAUAAAAUGGAUAAAUAACAAACAGAAUGAAUACAUUUUGGUGAACUCUGAAAUUUAGCUUCAGGAGAUAGUUCAUAUUAUCCUCUAGGUUUUGUGGCAAUCGGUACUUCAUAUUCUCUUCUAGGUUUUGUGGCUAAUCGGCAUAUUAAUGUGGUUGCUGAAAGCCAGGUAUGGUAGUUUGGUAACCUGAUCUGCUUUAAACAGGUUUCCCUCCUUAUUGCUACUUAAAGAUUAAUUUUGGAGAGUACUUCCAGUUUGCAUGCUAAGUUGAAAACAGAAGCUAUGAGUGCUUUA
Messenger RNA from Durio zibethinus, 2515 nucleotides. The record is from RefSeq and is a predicted model, not a curated record. NCBI's taxonomy places the organism in Eukaryota, Viridiplantae, Streptophyta, Magnoliopsida, Malvales, Malvaceae.